This is a messenger RNA of Lolium rigidum, 563 nucleotides long. Its product is annotated as protein GL2-INTERACTING REPRESSOR 1-like. Lineage: Eukaryota; Viridiplantae; Streptophyta; Magnoliopsida; Poales; Poaceae. The record is from RefSeq and is a predicted model, not a curated record. The transcript has a single exon. The coding region runs from base 159 to 563 and encodes 134 amino acids.
UCCAAAGACAACGUGCGGUAAUACUUUCCCUCAGUUUCUCUUAAUCUAGCUAUAGCUCGAGCAAACCAGCAGCUUCAAGAAGGGCGUGGCUGACUCUGUUCUCUUAUGCUGAUCAUGGAUAUGCAGGUACCUGACCGACAGCGACCGCCAGGAAGAAGAUGAGCCGUGCCAACGGCGGGAGGGGGGCGCGGCGCCUGGACCUGAAGCUGAACCUGUCGCUGCCGGCGCGCGGCGACUCGUCAGCAGCGUCGAGGAGGAUUCUGGCGGCGCCGGCGGACGAGGAGUCGUCGCCGAGCUCGUGCGUGUCGUCGGAGAGCGAGCAGCACGGCGGUGGCGGCGCUUUGCAGUGGUCGGACAGCCCGGAAGCGACGUCGAUGGUGCUUGCGGCCUGCCCGCGAUGCUUCAUCUACGUCAUGCACGCGGAGGCCGACCCGCGGUGCCCCAAGUGCCGCUGCCCCGUCAUCCUCGACUUCCUGCACGGCGGCAGCGGCAACGGCAACGGUAACGAGGACGAUGAGAGCAACAACCGCAACCGCCGCGGCAGGAGGAAUAGGAAGGAAUGA